AUGGAUGUGCCAGAUCGACCAACAUCCAUGAUUGAUCCUGAGUCCGGAGACUGCAGUCUUCUCCUUUUUCUGGGUGCGCCUGAGCGACAAGCAACCAAGUCGGUGGCUGGCCGAGGGGUAUCCGGUCGAGGUGUACCAUCGAAGGCUAAAGAAUUAGCUGUUCGAGGGGAACCCCUAACGAAUAUUUUCCCGGGACCAGAUGACUUUAGUCCAUUCCUUGUAUUGGAUGCGCCUGAUCGACCAGCUUCCAAUUUCGGAACUGAUUCUACUGACCGAGGGGUAUCCGGUCGAGGUGUACCAUCGAAGGCUAAAGAAUUAGCUGUUCGAGGGGAACCACUAUCGAAUAAUUUCCCGGGACCAGAUGACUUCAGUCCAUUCCUUGUGUUGGAUGCGCCUGAUCGACUAGCUUCCAAAUUCGGGACUUCCCGUUUAGCGCCAUCUCCAGAUGUGCCUGAACGACAAGCAUCUGAAUCCGGGGCGAACGGAAUCUUCAUCCCUCCGAUGGAUGUGCCAGAACGACCAACAUCCAAGUCCGGAACUUUCGAAUCUGUUCUAACCAAACUUUCGCUGAAGCUUUGUACUUUGACUUUCGCUAAUCUCUUUCCUUCAACGCUGGUCUUCAACGUAUUAGGUUUUGUCGAUUUCUCGACAGUGUCUACCGAUUUCGCAGUAGACACGACUGAUUUCUCAGCAGGGUUUCUGUGA
This is a messenger RNA of Caenorhabditis remanei, 705 nucleotides long. RefSeq lists its product as uncharacterized. The transcript has a single exon. Bases 1 to 705 code for a protein of 234 amino acids. The record is from RefSeq and is a predicted model, not a curated record. NCBI's taxonomy places the organism in Eukaryota, Metazoa, Nematoda, Chromadorea, Rhabditida, Rhabditidae.